Molecule: messenger RNA, 5218 nt
Organism: Petromyzon marinus (sea lamprey)
Lineage: Eukaryota; Metazoa; Chordata; Hyperoartia; Petromyzontiformes; Petromyzontidae
Source: RefSeq, a predicted model, not a curated record
AGCGCUCACCCAUGCUCCGCUAGGGCUGGUACUACGUCCAGUAACCAGGCUGCACAUAAUUAUAUUAUCCGCCGUGGCUUCAUAAGCCCGGCACCACACAGUGACAUUCACAGUCACUGCAUUAGCGUUAGCUGUGACGGUAAACACCGUGAUACAGGGGACUCUAUCCGGAAUCUCUGUGGGCCGAUUUUCCAACGAGGCAAACCCAACUGAUAUAAAUCUACUCACCGGGAUUGUUCAGGCCACGGGGACACCGGUACAUUUGAGUGACACUACCUUUAAAUGGGGAAAAAGUCAGGGAGACGCAACAUGAAAAUGGGACUGCCCUGAAAUAACACAGGGGGCGGGGGGGGGACUCCUUUGAGUGCGCGUCACUGCACAAGCACCCCCCACCCCGGCUCAAAAAAGAGGAAAUUAAAAUCGAUACUGGCGAGUGGACGAAUUUGACAGUGACUCGCAGUCGUAAGUUGGCACGGCAGUCACCUCGGCUGCAUGCAGCUGCCUCAUCAGCCACCUCGUCCAGGGCACCUCGUCGCCAAUUCUCAGUUUCUCCCGCUCGCUCAGCCAUCGAAUUGUUAAUUUGUGGCGCAUUGGACCUCCCGACAUUGAAUCUUCGAAUGACCACACCUGCCGUCUCCUGCGCUAUUCACAACGCUACUGCUAAGCUGCUUACUUGGAGUCGUGAUUAAUGGCGUAAGGCACUACAACUACAGUACAAGGACGAUGCAACGCCCCGUGGGGCUUUCUCGCUCUCCCGCGAGCAACGACGACCGCAUCCUGCCCGACGAGGCCUCUGAUGAGGAUCUCUCUGAGGCCCUCUCCGAGUUGUCCGAGCUGUCGAGCCCGCUGGCCCACGGGGACGCGGUGAUCCCCUUCACAGCCGCGUACCGCAUGCUCCCCUUCCGCGCGCCCGAGCGCAGGGUCUUCCUCCCCGGCGGAGUGCCCGUGCGGGCACGCCUGGUGGCCGUGGAGCGCAUCACCUCCACCGCCAAGAUGCUGAACCCCAACGUCUACAACAUCAAUCUGGAGCACGGAGAGUUCUGCUGGAAGAUCAAGCGCCGCUUCAAGCAUUUCGUGAUGCUCCAUCAGGAGCUCCUCCGAUUCGACAUGCUCCUCAAGAUCCCGCUUCCUACCAAGACUCACGUGGAGCUCAGGAAGUCCGUCAAAGGGCAUCAGAAGCAGGUCCCCGCGUUGCCACGGCGACCUGGCUUCAUGGUAACGGAAGAGCACAUCUCCACCGGCAAGGACUUCUUACAGGAAUUCCUCACCAACCUUCUCAAGCAGCCAAUCUACAUGAAUCAUCCAGCUACUAUGGAGUUCUUGGAAGUCAGCGAGCUCUCGUUCAUCCGGGACCUGGGCUCCAAGGGAUUGGAGGGGACCGUGGUGAAACGCUCCGGGGGCCACCGCAUCCCGGGCCUCCACUGCUGCGGCUACCACAAGGCCUGCUACCGCUGGGCCAGGCGAUGGCUGGUGGUGAAGGACUCGUUCGUGCUGUACCAGCGGCCCGAGGACGGCAGCGUGGCGUCCGUGCUGCUGUACGACCGCGGCUUCUGCGUGAAGUCGGCCGCCGCAGCCGCCCAGGUGGACGUGCGCCACGGCCUCGUGCUGCAGAACCUGUCCAGGUCCCUGACCGUGCAGUUCCCCACGUUCAGGCAGGCCAACUCGUGGGCUUGCUCCAUCGGGGAGUUUGCGUCGAAGCACGGCAAGGACUUCCUCUCCGACAACCGCUUUAACUCCUUCACCCCGGUCCGCGAGGGAACCCUUGCCAACUGGUUCGUGAACGCCGCCGGGUAUUUUGACGCCGUGGCAGUUGCGUUGGAGGCAGCGACGGAAGAAAUCUUCAUCUGCGACUGGUGGCUAAGCCCAGAGAUCUUCCUGCGGAGGCCGAUUGUGGAUGGGAACACGUGGCGCCUGGACUGCAUUCUCAAGCGCAAGGCGGAGCAGGGAGUACGAAUCUUUGUGCUUCUCUACAAGGAAGUGGAACUCGCUCUGGGCAUCAACAGUGGUUACACCAAGAAAACGCUCAUGGAUCUCCACCCCAACAUCAAGGUGAUGAGACACCCGGACCACAUGUCGUCCACGGUGCUGUUCUGGGCGCACCACGAGAAGCUGGUGGUGGUGGACCAGUCGCUGGCGCUGCUGGGCGGCAUCGACCUGGCGUACGGGCGCUGGGACGACGAGCGGCACCGUCUCACGGAUGUGGGCGACGUGCACCGGACACCCCAGCGCAGCCCCUCGCUCUCGCGUCGCGAGUCGCCGUCGAUGGUGACGACGGAGGUGGAGCAGCGCGAGGACCUGGAGCGGCGCGAGGAAGUGGAGCUGUGCGAGGAGGUGGAGCGGCGCGAGGAGGUGGAGCUGCACGAGGCAUGCGUGCCGGCGAGCUCUCUGGAGGGCGCGCUCCGCAUCGUUCCGUCGCCUCCACCGUCGUCGUCGACGAUCACGACCCCAGCGGUGGCGUCAUCGUCACGGGAGCGUUCCGAGAGCAGCGCAGGGUCCGGCGGGCGCCCGGGGCCCCUGCCGCGCAUGCUCCCGGGCCACCGCGUCCGAGAGCGCAGCGGCAACCGUGGCGCAGACGGCGGCGUCGCCUCGCGCUCGGUGUGUGGUGAAGAACGUUUCUGGCACGGGAAAGACUACUGCAACUUCAUACUCAAGGACUGGGUGCAGCUUGACAAGCCUUUUGCCGACUUCAUCGACCGCUACAAGACGCCGCGCAUGCCGUGGCACGACGCCGGCGUCGCGGUGCACGGAGCGGCGGCGCGGGACGUCGCCAGGCACUUCAUCCAGCGCUGGAACUUCACCAAGAUCGUGAAGAAGAAGUCGAAAAGGAACUCCUUCCCUUUCCUGCUGCCAAAAUCCCACCGCACGUCACAACAGCUCCACCACUCCCUGCCUGGUUCCGUGGCCACCAACGUGCAGGUGCUGCGCUCUGUGAGCCACUGGUCAGCUGGGGUCACAUGUCACGAGGAGUCCAUCCACCUGGCGUACCUAUCGGCCAUCCGCAGCAGCAAGCACUACAUCUACAUAGAGAAUCAGUUCUUCAUCAGCUGUGCCGACAACAAGACGGUUUUUAACAAGGUGGGAGAUGCCCUCGUGGACAGGAUCUUGCAGGCCUACAGGGAGAAUCGGACGUUCCGGGUGUACGUGGUGCUGCCCCUCAUACCGGGCUUCGAAGGCGACAUCACCACGGGGGGCGGGAAUGCCAUCCAGGCCGUCAUGCACCUCAAUUACAGGACCAUGUGUCGUGGAGAGUACUCCAUCAUCGAAAGGCUCAAGGCAGAGAUGAGUGACCGCUGGAUGCACUUUGUGUCGUUCUGCGGUCUGCGCACGCACGCCAACCUGGACGGCCGCCUCGUCACGGAGCUUGUCUACGUGCACAGCAAGCUGCUCAUCGCCGAUGACACCACCGUCAUUAUCGGCUCUGCCAACAUCAACGACCGCAGCCUGCUGGGCCGCAGGGACAGCGAGAUAGCAGUGAUGGUGGAGGACAGCGAGAUGGUGCCGUCCACCAUGGACGGGCGGCCCUACCAAGCCGGGCGCUUUGCCUUGCACCUGCGCACGCACUGCUUCCGCAUGGUCCUGGGCCUGUCGGACGAUGCCACAGUUGACGUUAGUGACCCCGUGUGCGACCGCUUCUACAAGGAGGUGUGGGUGACCACGGCGGCGCGCAACGCCAUGGUCUACGACAAGGUGUUCCGCUGCCUCCCGUCAGACGAGGUGCGCAACUACGGAGAGCUGCGCGAGCGGCAGGCAAGCCCAGGCCUGGCGUCCGCCGAGCCAGGCCUCGCCGCGGAAGAAUUGCGGAAAGUUCGCGGCUUCCUCGUGCAGUUCCCGCUCUGCUUCCUGGCCGACGAGAAUCUGUACCCCUCGCUCAACUCCAAGGAGGGCAUGCUGCCCAGCGAGCUGUGGACUUGAGGGAGAUCCGAUUAGCGAGGUUGGCUUCGUCCGGUCGACGGGUCCUCUGCGCCCGAAGCCUGCAAAGCCGGCAACACUCUGUAACACACACGACGCUGUCCGCGAUGUAAGUACAUCGCAUGCCAUGGCCCUCUAGGGCCGGCACCAUACAGUGACAUCCCCAAUGUCACUACAGGUACGCAGCUUAUUAAUUAUUACUACCACCCUACCAGAGCGUCACGUUUCUUUUUAGGAGGGUCAUGCCAGGUUUGUCACAGUCUAGGGCAAUGAAGCUAUGCUUAUUCCCAAUUGAGUAAGUUGCAGGUAAUUCCUCAGCAUUGGGAUGUUUGGCCAAUACGAGUUACAUUGUGUGGGGUUUUCAGCUAUGGACAGAAACCGGAGGACCCGGAAGAAACCCAUGCAGAACACGGGGAGAGAACAGAGAAACUCCGAAGAGAAAGAGCGAGUCGAACCUUCCGUGGAGAGGCUUACAGGUCAGCAGCAACAUCGUAACAAAAUGUCGCUACAAUACGUGCGAUUUUUUGUUACUUGAAGCCCUUCAAUGUGACCACGUCUCAAGAUGCGCUGGGCUUGAAUGUGGGAUAACGUGAAGCUAAAAGGAGCGGAUUUGAAUCGCAUUGCGGUACAUUCUAUUACCAAGCGCACGUUGUGGUGAUGUGUGCGCAUUGUACGCCGCCACGUGGCGCAAGGCGGGAAUGGACCGCGCUGACAUGAGCGGAAUGCUAAUAAUUUGCUAUAAUGAAAUAUUUUCAGAACAAAAAGUAGCUUUUUUAAUUCAAGUAUUGUAUGUAAAGUUGUUUAGAAUGUCAUAACAUCUUGAGUAUUUAUUGUGAUACGAAUAAGAGUGGUUGCGUCCCAUAGCGUAGAUAUACACUGCCAUGACUCCCAUAAGCCUUUGCGCCGGUUUGUAAUAAUUGUUUUGCUCGGUUCUCGAAAAAAAAGAAUAUAUUUUAAGUAAUCUAUUAAUGAUGCUUAUAAUAUUUAUAUAUGGUUGUAUUACAUGUGAUGAUAGCUGUUAUCCGAUAAUCAUGGUUUGACCCCAUAGCGUAGAGAGACUUUCUGUGGGUAUGUGUACCCCACCACCGACCGCUUUUAGUUAUCGCUUCUCGGCCUUUUGGCUAAGAUCAAGUGUAGUAUCUGUUCUUAUCAGUUUAAUAUCUGAUACGUACCACAUUGUGGUACCUUAUAUUAAAUUGAUUUUUGGGACAGGGAGAUGGAAUAGGGGCUUGCUCCGUCCACUCCGCGCAUCAACCCGGUAUUGCAGUACCUCCGGGAAUGGUGCACCUCCCCGCUUGGGGAGGGAAAA